This is a messenger RNA of Neltuma alba, 1311 nucleotides long. RefSeq lists its product as uncharacterized. The coding region runs from base 77 to 1033 and encodes 318 amino acids. The record is from RefSeq and is a predicted model, not a curated record. The transcript has 8 exons. Lineage: Eukaryota; Viridiplantae; Streptophyta; Magnoliopsida; Fabales; Fabaceae.
GUUAAACGACAUCGACAUGCGUACAAAAUACAAUUCCAAAUAGCUCCCGCUUCCGUUCUCAUCGUCGCCGUUGGAAAUGGAGGUGGCGACGGCAACAAGCUGCUGCUUCCGGCACCUUCCGACGUCUCCUUCCAACCUCUUAUCCUUUUCCCGCCAUAUUAGUUUCCGGCAUGUAUGGUUUGGGCAAUCCAGAGGCGUAACACUGUACAGAAAUGGACUUCCACUACGGUCUACUUGCGGUGUAACUCUUGCUCUCUCUAGAAGUAACGAAGAGUAUGUGUCGGCUUGGGAUGAUAAGCCCUUCGAAAUUCUUCCAAGUGGUAGGAAGGCUUACUUGGAUGAGCAGGAUGUGGUGUCGUUUCUUGAUUCCCCCAAGGAGUUGAUUCCUUUGGACCCAGAUUCUUACAAUCCUGCUGCGUAUCUUUGGAAAAAAAUUGAAGAUGUUCCUGAGGAAAGGCGUCAUCGACUGCUGCUUUUGUUAGAACCUAGACUCAUAUCAAGGGCUUGGCAAAUAGCUGGCACUCGAUAUGCGGAUCCCAAGUUAGCAAAGAAAAGUGCGUCAACAUUAUUAUCUGACGGAAAUGGUGUGAUGCUUGAAUAUUUCAACUGCCGUACAAGUGGAGGGCCAAUGCUAAUUUCCUGGAUUAAAUUCUUCAAAAAGGUUAUAUUUUCAUGGAAGGAUGGGAAGGCCUAUGGACGGCUCAUUGGUGGACCAGCUUUGGCCACAUUUGCUAAUUCUUUGGCUCCUUUGUAUUUCACGGUGAGGCAACUCAAGGAAGUGAUGUCAACUGAGCAGCCCUGUGAUCAAGCAUAUGAAUUUGGAGAUGGACUACAUGACAUCAAAGAACUCCCACAAGGCUUUCCAAGACCAGUUAAACAUCCUUACCCUUUCAAUGAUCAAGUUGUGAUAUAUGUCCGACAUCUAGGACCAGGGGUUUCAGUCGGGCAAGCAUGGCAAGAGGGGAACAAAUUGGAGCAAAUACCGCAAAAAUUAUGUGGUGAGAUUUUAAUGGUGAAGAAUUAUGCUUCCUGAUGACAGGAUCACUACAAAAAAUCACUGAGCUUCCCCUAGAGAAGACUGAAAUAUUAAUCUGUAAACAUGCAUAAAUGAUUUUAAAUCCUGAAGUCACUAGACAGUGGCAUGUCUGAUGCAUUAUUAUGUAAGGAUAAAUUUAACGAGAAAAUAUGACUCCAAGUGAGUUGUAUAUAUGUAGUUGAAGCUAGAGUGCUGCAGGAGCAAUAUUAUGUUGAAUUUUCUGUACUAUUGUCUUUUCUACAAAAUCAUAGUUCCAAAUUGCGUGUCAUUUUUCA